AGGUUUUGCGGUGGGUUACAUGUACGCUAUCGAGCAGGCGCAUUUGGAGCUACAGCGACGCCGUACCGCAUGGAGUGUUGAAAGCAGCGAUAAUGAUAUGAAGAUGGUGGUUGAAGACCUUCCCGGCUGGGUUUACGGUGACGCGACUGUCGCAUACCGGCAGGAAUUCACGUGGACAAUCUACGUGGUGUUCCUGAUCCCGGCAUUACGAUCACUCAACGCCAUCGAAUACGAGCUUUCGUCGGGCCUUGCCGAAAAGCAGGCUCUGAUGGGGCUGUCAGCGGUGCAGUUUGCUCUCGGCCACUUCUUCACGACGGCCGCGUUCUACGUCGCCGAGAGUGCCAUCGUGAUAAUGCUCAUGUACACGGUCAAGGUCGGCUGGAACCACGUGUCAUACGCCUACGGCAUCGACCCAAGCAUGGUGUUGAUCUCUUUCUUUCUGUACGACGUCGGCCAAGCGCUCACGCCGGUUUUAGUCACCUCGGUGUGUCCAAAAGGAUGGGUGAGAGCAGUCCUCUUCCUGGCCAUCUUAAUGGUAGCCCCAGGCGUGUUCCUCGCCGCGCUUUUGCCCGUGACGGUGCCCGACUACUUGACCACAAGCAGGAGAAACCAACUAUUUGGAGGCAUCGUUCCCCACUCCGGCCUCGUCUCCGUCAUGAUGAUCAUGUUCCUCGCCCAGGACUACGAAGGAGGUGCUGGCUGGUCCCUGGUGACCAGGCAUGUCAUGGGUAACAAAGUCACCAUACUGGAGAUAUGGACGCUCAUGCUUGGUUCCAACGUGGUCGUCGCGUUCCUGAUCUGGUACCUCCCGCAGAUCCUCCCGUGGUGCGCCGACAACCCGCGCAGCCCAGUAUUCUUUCUCACGGCCGCCUCUCGAAGUAACAGCUAG
Molecule: messenger RNA, 889 nt
Organism: Dermacentor silvarum
Lineage: Eukaryota; Metazoa; Arthropoda; Arachnida; Ixodida; Ixodidae
Exons: 6
Coding region: 20-889 (289 amino acids)
Biological process (GO): transmembrane transport; lipid transport
Cellular component (GO): membrane; intracellular membrane-bounded organelle
Molecular function (GO): ABC-type transporter activity; lipid carrier activity
Source: RefSeq, a predicted model, not a curated record